CUCGCCGUCCGACCGCCGAGCGGUACAGUCGCGUGUACGAGUUUGCACGAAUCACUGCGAACUCGCUCGCUCCGACUCCGAUCAACGGGCCGCGUGUGCGUGGAUUUUCAAAUUUCGAAUACAGUGUUGAUGUUCUAAUUCCGUGAUUUACGAGACAUUUUUGUCGUGUGCGCAAUCUCGUUGGGCUCACAACGCCGAUGGAAUACGCAAUACGCAAUGUGAGUCGAGAUGCGAUCGUGGGUCGCUGGAGUUGGACUACACGCGGGCGCACCAUGUAACACUGUACUAUGAAUCCGAGCAGCUUCAUCGUCUACAUCACAAGCCUGCUGUGGCUUAACCUCACUGAUGCUAAAAUUGGCUACUUUUGGCACAUCACAGAUCUUCAUUACGACCCGUUCCACAACUCCCAGGAGUUCCAUAGAGGAUGCCGGCACAACAGGGCCAACAACGAACACAGCCAUCGCAACGGCCGCCAUCGCGACCACACAUGCGACAGCUCAUGGUCGCUGAUACAGAGCGCCGCUGCGUUCAUGCAAGAGCGGCAUCCUGAUACCCUGGAGUUUGUUCUGUGGACUGGGGAUAUCCUCUCAUCAUCCAUGGAGCACAUGAGCGAAGACUUCAAGCUGGAAGCAGUCCGGAAUGUGACUGAUAUCCUGAGUAGAACGUUUAGCAGUCAGUUUGUAUUCCCAGCAUUGGGGCACAAUGACCCCCCACCUUCUAAGAGGCUGGUAGACAUGUGGAUGCAGUGGCUUCCGACUGAAGCUCUACAGACUUUUAAAACAGGUGGAUAUUACACAAUAGAGCAAUCGCACAGUAAGCUCAGGAUCGUGGUCCUGAACAGCGUGUUGUGGGCAGGCGGCGCGGCUAGAACGGAUGGGCCGCAUCUCGGACAAGCACAAUGGGGAUGGUUGGAAGAAGUCCUCGCCAAAGCCAGAAGUAAAAACGAAAUGGUAUACCUAGUAGCCCACGCAGGCCCAGGUAUGGAGGAACGUCACAAUGCCGGUAGUUCCUCCGCGGCCGGUGGGGGAGAACUCACCCCCUCAGCCAAUGGAAGGUUGCUGCAAACCAUCAGACAAUUCAGUGACGUCAUAGCUGGACAGUUUUACGGACAUCGUCAUACUGAUACUUUCAGAAUUAUUUAUAGUGGAGGUCGACCGGUCUCGUGGGCUUUGCUGGCCCCAUCGGUAACCCCCAGAGGAGCUGGUAGCAUGUCAAAUCCUGGAUUGAGACUUUACAAAUUCGACUCUAAUACCGGAAAGGUCCUGGAUUACACUCAGUAUUACUUAGACAUUACAAACACCAGGGGAGAAGUCCAUUGGGCAGUGGAGUAUAACCUGACCCAGUAUUAUGGCUUGAGGGAAGUUAGCGCGAUGUCGCUUGAUGCCUUGGCUGAGAGGAUACGAAACUAUAAUGAUCGUGGAGUCUUUAUAAAGUAUAUGACAGCGCUCCGGGUGCGCCACAACAUUGAUACAGCGGACUGCGACUCGGCGUGUGUGCACGUCCACUACUGUGCAAUUACUCGCGCCGACUACCAACAGUUUCGCUCGUGCGUCCGCAACCCCGCAUCGGCGCUAGCGUCGCAAGCGGCGCACAACACAACCGCCAUCUUGCUUUACGCCAUCUUGAUUUUGAUCUCAUCGUAAGUUUGUAAAUGUAUAUUUAAGCAGAAGUAAUUAGAUAUUAUUUCCUUUAUUCAGUUUAUUGUAAACAAUAAACAUUUUUAUAAGAAGCCUUAGCUUCGAAUCUUAUUUAUUUUAAUGGCGUACUUCAUCAUCUCUAGGCCUUUAUUCUCUAUUUCUUGAAUGUAGCUGUUUAAGAGGAUUUCUUUUAGACAAAACGAUAUAUGGGCGCUCUUUGCAAUAAAAUUACCUUGGGAAUUGUGUGUAUAUGUUAUUUAUGUGCUGGUUUUUUCCAUGUAAUAUAUGAGAGCCUUAAACACCGCUAUUAUAUUAUACUAAGUCUUAAAUCAUCUUUACUUUAAAAUACAUUUUAUAUAGUCACAUUUUUCAUAAAGAGCUCAAAUCAUAAUAGAUAAUAAGUGAUUUCAUACGACGUUACUCAGUUUUAGUAAUAUAAACAUUAUGAUAGAUAUUUUAUUAAUGCCUAGAGUUGGUGAAUUAAUUAGUGAAUAAUAUUGAUUUAGAAUUAUUGUAAAAUAUGUUAUGAGAGUGGUCUAAAUAUUCAUUGAAUGUAAGCAGUUAGAAAUUGUUUGUGAUUCGCGUCGCUAAUUUGAUUGUGAUAUAAUUAAUGUUUUGUAUAUAAAUAUAAGUGAACUGAUCAAUCAAUGUAAUUAAUAA
Manduca sexta (tobacco hornworm) is the source of this 2297-nucleotide messenger RNA. RefSeq names its product acid sphingomyelinase-like phosphodiesterase 3a. Lineage: Eukaryota; Metazoa; Arthropoda; Insecta; Lepidoptera; Sphingidae. The record is from RefSeq and is a predicted model, not a curated record. The transcript is spliced from 10 exons. The coding region runs from base 288 to 1643 and encodes 451 amino acids.